UAAUUAUUAUACACAAUUUUUCAAAAUCACAUUCAAUAAUUCAAUAUGGAUUCCAUUUCAGUACCACCACAACCGUCUAAUCGCAUGCCUCUUCAUGAUACAGCCGAUGAUUUUCCUAAUAUCGAUGCUCGUUGUCUGAUUUUCAGUGGGACAGUGUUGUCAAUCUGCAUUCGUUUUUAUAUUUUCUUUGGGUAUAUGGCAUUCCAUGAGGAAACGGAGAUGAAUGAUUUAACUAAUUUGUAUGUUAAAUGUCCAAGGAAUUAUCCUGUACCAUUUGUUUUACUCAAUUUCUUAGUACUACUAAUCAUUCCUUCAAUCUUAGCAGUCUUCUUUUGGGAAGAUGGCCCAAUCGGAAAAGAAAUUGUCGUCGGAAAUUUCAAAAAAUGCAUAAUGCUCGGAUUGAGUUUAUUAGCAGUUGUUAUAAGCCGACUAGUUAUGAAGAAAAUGCGUUACUCCUACUGUAUAAUCGUUCUUACGGUAGAACUCCAAGGAUAUACAAAUCUUUUGUUAUCUUUAAAAGACUAUAGUCUUUGGGACAUUAUAAUUGUGGGUAGUUUGCAGAUUUCUGGCUAUCAAUCUGAUGAAAGGUGGGAGUUGGUCGAUGUGUAUAGUUUCUUCGGUUUCGAUUUUUAUGUGCCAGUGCCAGUAUCUAUUUUAUAAAUCUUUCUUGCCUUCGUGUUUCCGAAGUAAAACGAAAGAAAAAAGAGAGGAGAAAACAGAAUUUAUUGAUAUG
Mercurialis annua (annual mercury) is the source of this 733-nucleotide messenger RNA. RefSeq lists its product as uncharacterized. NCBI's taxonomy places the organism in Eukaryota, Viridiplantae, Streptophyta, Magnoliopsida, Malpighiales, Euphorbiaceae. The coding region runs from base 46 to 660 and encodes 204 amino acids. The record is from RefSeq and is a predicted model, not a curated record. The transcript is spliced from 2 exons.